CCGUGAGACUUGUUUGAGUCGAGUCGCUAGUCGAGUGGAGUAGAAUCUUAUCGCGAUCGCGUUCAACUACCAUCAGUUUGCGCAAAAAUCUUACCCAUUGUCACUUGAUGGAUUGGGUUUUCGAUGCCAUAUUUUCCCUGAGCCUCUUCUAUCUAGAUCGAGAUGUUGCAUAUUGUCUAGAAUGUCUCCUUUGUUUUAAAUAUUGUUCCAACGAAGUUGAUGCUAGUCUAGUCUACUACAUUUGAAGUUAGCGCGUUCGCUGAUCCUCGGUAUAUCAUAAUUGAUAACUCCAGCAUAUAUAUAAAACGUAACAUCUGCAUCGAUUGAUAAUUUUAGAGGAGCAGCGAAUCAAUAUUAAGUACACGUCGAAUUGCUUGGGAAAUACAAUCUUGACUGGCAUCGAUUUGGAAUAAAUGACAGACAUUUCUCUGGCACUUUGCAGUAGGAUUUUCAAGACUGAUAGUGAUACUUCAUUUUUAGAUCGCCAGAGUACUCUCCAAUAAUGUCUCAAAGUGAUAUAGGGGACUGGUAUCGCGGAAUUCCGCAAAUAACUCGUUAUUGGUUCACUGGUUCUAUUGUAGUCCCACUCAUAGCCCGAUUUGGGCUGGUUAGCAUGAAAUUAUUAAUCCUGAGCUUUGAACUGGUUUUCUACAGAUUUCAAAUAUGGAGGCCAAUAACAGCAGUUUUCUUCUUUCCAAUCACUCCAAUGACUGGAUUUCACUACCUAAUUCAGCUUUACUUUUUAUACAGCUACUCAACAAGAUUAGAAUCAGGCAUUUUUGAUGGCCGACCAGCAGACUAUGUUUUCAUGUUAAUAUUCAACUGGAUUUGCCUUGUUAUCAUUGGGUUUAUAGCACCUUUAUUGAUGCUAAUGGAGCCGAUGAUUCUUAGCGUCCUCUAUGUGUGGUGUCAGCUCAACCGUGAUUCGAUAGUUUCAUUCUGGUUUGGUACUAGAUUCAAGGCUAUGUAUCUUCCCUGGGUUCUUGUUGCUUUCAAUUGGAUCCUCAGAGGAGGUGGACUAGCUGAGCUGAUUGGUAUUGUGGUUGGUCAUCUUUACUUCUUUCUCAUGUUCAAGUAUCCUCAAGACUUUGGUGGAACCGCUUUUCUCUCUACUCCUCAAAUCUUAUACAAAUAUUUUCCAAACCGUCGUGGAGGAGUAAGUGGAUUCGGCCAGGCACCAGCUUUCAGGAGAGAUCGACCUGAUGACAGAGGACAAGGACAGGGACGUCAUAACUGGGGCCAGGGCCAUGUCUUAGGGGGUGGCAACUAAAGUACUUUCAUUGUAAUUGUAAUGUGAAUGCUUUCAAAAUAUUUUGCCUCAAGAUAAUGUUGAUUAAUAAUAACGAAAGUUUGGUAUGAAACAGGUUAAAGAUAGUCUUUAUCUGAUUUCUCAGAAUCUGAUCCAUGGGAGAGUUUGUUUCAUCAACAUGUGUUGUCUGAGGAGGCAACUUUCUUUGGUAUUUAUUGGCUGUGAAGCACAUGUGUCUGAUUAUUACCAUGGUAACUGUCUGAUAAGACAGACCUUUGUUCAGUUUAAACAUCUAACACAUCCUUUCAUGAAAUGUUCUACCGACUUUUUAAUAAAAUGAUAGAAAUGAUCACAUGUCAUGAUCGAGGCUACAGUUUGGGUGCUCAAAUGAUUUGUUUGCUGUUCCAGGUAAACUUCACUUUGAUAUCUUAUUGACAGAAAUGUCAUACUCAAGUGACUUAAAUGAAAGUUUUGCACAAAAUUCUAAUAUUUAUUUCUUUGAUACUUUAGGUAUUUCUGAAUCAACUAUGUUUGAAUAAAUAUGACCUAUGUUUGACGUUUAUAUGUGUAGUAAUUUCAUUUCAGGUGAAAACUAGUUGAAUUUUCAAUGUGCCAACUUUCCCACUACUGGAGCUUAGUUACCAUACAUUAUUAGAUUAAUAAAUUAAUGUUUUUUUGUGAAAUGAUUAAAAUCCACAUCAUUAUUGAUUUUUUGUCUCACCUGCAUAGCAGAGUGAGACUAUAGGCGCCGCUUUUCCGACGGCGGCGGCGACGGCGGCGGCGGCGUCAACACCAAAUCUUAACCUGAGGUUAAGUUUUUGAAAUGACAGCAUAACUUAGAAAGUAUAUGGACCUAGUUCAUGAAACUUGGCCAUAAGGUUAAUCAAGUAUUACUGAACAUCCUGCCUGAGUUUCAUGUCACAUGACCAAGGUCAAAGGUCAUUUAGGGUCAAUGAACUUAGACCAUGUUGGGGGAAUCAACAUCAAAAUCUUAACCUAAGGUUAAGUUUUUGAAAUGUCAUCAUAACUUAGAAAAUAUAUGGACCUAGUUCAUGAAACUUAUACAUAAGGUUAAUCAAGUAUCACUGAACAUCCUGCAUGAGUUUCACGUCACAUGACCAAGGUCAAAGGUCAUUUAGGGUCAAUGAACUUUGGCCAAAUUGGGGUAUUUGUUGAAUUACAGCCAUAAAUUUGAAAGUGUGUUGGUCUAGUUCAUAAAACUUGGACAUAAUAGUAAUCAAGUAUCACUGAACAUCCUGUGCGAGUUUCAGGUCACAUGAUCAAGGUCAAAGGUCAUGUAAGGUCAAAGAACUUUGGCCACGUUGGGGGUAUUUGUUGAAUUGCCAUCAUAUCUCUAUAAGUGUAUUGGUCUAGUUCAUAAAACGUGGAAAUAAGAGUAACCAAGUAUCACUGAACAUCUUGUGCGAGUUAUAGUAGUUUUCAAAAUCAGCACUGCUGCUAUAUUGAAUCGCGUGAUGCAGGUGAGACGGCCAGAGGCAUUCCACUUGUUUUUAUAAAGUGACUCAAAAGAUGAUAUUUGACAAGUAUUCAGACGUGGUUUUCCAUAUUUGAAAAUAUUAUUGAUUUAUACUAAAGAUGAAUUCAGCAUCAGCCAAAACUGACUUUACUUAAAAGAACAAAAUAAAACAAAACAAACACCACAGCCAAUACUAUUUUGAUAUGUGCUUGAAAAAAAACAAAUUUAGCUUACUGCCAUAUCAUUGAGGUUUCCAGCCAGGACCAAUUCCUAAUCUGUAAUACAUAGGAAGAACAGACUGUGAUCUGUUGUCUUUUUUAAAAGGGAAUCCAGCCUUGGUCAUAAAAUAUGUUGGAGAGGAGAAAAAUAAAUAAAACAGAAUGGUGAAAGUAUGAAAGAAAUCGGACGUGCAAAAAGAAAGUUAUAACUGCUUCAAAAAUUGAGAUCCGUAAUAUUAUGUAGAUUUCAAAUUGGCAACUGGGUAAGUAAAUUAUGACAAGGGGCCAGGACAACUUUCCCAUAGGCCAUGUACUUUAUUAUCAAGGAUUUGUAGUUUUCUUUGGAGUACCCAUUCCCCUGGGGUAGUAAUAUAUAAUAUAACCCAGGUGGUAUGUCAUUUUAUGUACUCGUGAAAGAAAAACAUAAUUUGGAGUAAAACUUUGGAAAAACUUGACAUUUUAGCAAUUUUAUGUAUUAGAGUACAUGGAAGAGUAUUCCUUGCCUUACAUCAUGACAUCACAUAUACUGCCAAUUUGAAGUCUCCAUAGACAUAGUGAUUACCAAUUUUUACAACUUGAAAAUUCAUAACUCUCUUAUUGUUUGUCCGAUAUUGUUCAAACUUUCUUCUAUCACCUUGUCUGAUUUUUCUCUUUCCUGUCAAAACAACUUUUUCUUUGGAUGGAUUCCCUUCUUUUUAAGGAACCUUCUGUAAGGCCACAGUUUUAUAUUUCGUAUCUAAAAAGAAGCUCCCCCCCCCCCACACACACACCCAAAAAGGGGAGAUAUUGUAAGCUGCUACACCCAGAUUACUUUGUGAUCAAAGUUCUAUCUUUAUAUUAUAAGAGUCUUUUCUGGAUGAAAUUUCAUUUUUCAUUUUGUAAUGAAAGUGCCUUACAUGUUUCAGUUUGUAUUACAUUUAAAUCCAUCUGCUGUGUCAUCACUUCAGACAAGUUUUUGAAAUAUACAGAAAGAUGAAUUAACUAUCAAAUAUAUACCACAAAACUUGCUUUAGUGACCACCUGCCCAGAACUGUUGGACAGUUGAUCAUAAUGUUAUAAUGUCUAUUAAUGAUCAUGUAUGUAAAGAUCACCUGCUUUUAAAGUUCAUAUUUUUGUGUCCCUUCUAGAGUGGUCUUUGUAUAUAUCGAUGCCGGAAAACAAACUUCGCAUAGGAGUGUGAAAACUGAUGACACAUACAUGUAUAACAAUGUAUCCAAUAAGAAAGUCUGUAUUUCACACUCUGUAGUAGCUUUUUUUAAAGGACAAGUCCACCCCAGCAGAGAGUUGAUUUGAAUAAAAGAGAAACGUCCAAUAAGCAUAACACUGAAAAUUUCAUUGAAAUUGGAUGUAAAAUAAGAAAGUUAUGACUUUUUAAAGUUUUGCUUAAUUUCACAAAACAGUUAUAUGCACAUCCUGGUUGAUAUGCAAAUGAGGGGACUGAUGACAUCACCCACUCGCUACUUCUUUUGUAUUUCAUUAUAUGAAAUAUGUUAAUUUUCUCCCCAUUGUAAUUUGAAACAAAGUUUUGUUCUUUCCUGGACAUGUGGAGUUGCAUCACCCACUCACUACUUCUUUUGUAUUUCAUUACAUAAAAUAUUUUAAUUUUCUCCCCAUUGUAAUUUGAAACAAAGUUUUAUUCUUUCCUGGACAUGUGGAGUUGCAUCGUUUUCACAUUUUAUGGUUCAGUUGGUCAUUAUUGUCAAAUUUGUGAAACUUGAAAUAUUGCAUAAUUCAAACAAUAAAAAGCAAAAUAAAUAGUGAGGAACAUUGUCUGUCUCAUUUGCAUAUCACUGAGAUGUGCAUAUAACUAUUUUCCGCAAAAUAAGCGAAACUUUAAAAUGCCAUAACUUUCUUAUUCUUCAUCCGAUUUUGCUGAAAUUUUCAGCGUUCUGCUUGUUUGAUUUUUCUCCAUUGAUUCAAAACACCGUUUUUCUGGGGUGAACUUGACCUUUAAAAAGAGCUAAAGACUCAGGAAUUACUUGAUAGUUUGUUUUGCAAUGAAACAGAAUUUCCCAAAAAUUUGAGAUACAAGAUCUUGUCAAUCCAGCAAUGUGGUGUGUUGUGAGAGGAUGAAGUGUACCUAAAUUUUACAUGUCAUUAGUUUUGAGCAUUUGGGAGGGGGUUGGCUGGUGAGCUGGCAUUUGUGUUCUAAGGCAUGUAAUUCCCUGGUCGAUGUUUGAAUUGUAGUGUUAAAAAAAUCCAAUAUUCUGCUAUUUAUUUCAUGCUUUAUAAACGGUAGCCAAGAAUAUGAUAAUGUGGAUUUAUAGUCUAUGUAGGAGGUUAAGAACGACUUAAGUUUGGCUGACAUGUUAUAUUUUAGCCCUUUUUUUGUUAAGUAAUGCAAAGAUAUGAAUAGCUUCAUGAAGCGAUCGAAUGAGAUGGAACAUUGAUAUAGUGUUUAAUUUCCAUGGGAGAGAGAGGGGGGGGGGACAGCCAUGCAGUGAGAAAAAUCUGAAGUGUAUUACAAUUGCAUGUACAUGUAUGGUAUAUAUGUAUUAUUCAUCUCCUUAGUCGUGAUACAUAAAAUUUACAAACGUAUUUAUAACUCAAAUUCUGGUGAGAUGUUUUUCCAAGUUCCAACUGCCUUGUUGAUGAAAAGAUAUUGUUGCUCUGUGUAUUAGUGAUUGUACAAAAUUUCCACAGGUGUAUACAUGUUUACCGGUAUACAUACAUUGUAUAUAUGCAUAUACAGUGCAUAUCAGAAUAAAGGUAAUCCAAUAUUAGAGGCUUAAUAUUUAUAUAGACUGUUGGUUAUUACAAUUUAAAUUUACCACCAUAUGAAAGCAACUUCUUAGUUUAUUAUUUGAUACCUUGAUGGCACCAUGUAUAAUUGAAGAAAUUAACCUGGAAAGUAGCUGGUACAGAUUCCAUUUUAAUAUGAAGCAACAGGAAAGAGGAAAAGCAAACUUUUUAGUCAUGCAUUCAUUAACAUAGUCUAUAAAGGGGCUAUUUAAAGUCACCAUGUCCAGUGACAGAAAUCAACCAGCUGGUGAGGUGUCAGUGAAAGUUUCAUUUCAAAAUCUUCAGAAUCAUAUUGAGCCAUGCAUGGUGUCAGAGGUACAACUAAUAUAUCUAAGGAAAGCUGAAGAUUUGCUCGUUCUUUGUAUGGUAAAUUUAAAUUUCAAUAUUCCAUAAUCUCUGCGUGCCUGUAGCCAGGGUGUUCAAAAGCAAGAAAAAAAAUAGAGGAAAAAUAGUUAUUCUUGGCCGGAAUGCCCAAUCAAGUUUUCUUUAUAACUUUUUUUUUGCUUGUCAAAUUUUUCAACCACAUUCAAACCCUGUCAGACUCUGUAUCCGUGCCUGGCACAAGUGGAAGAGAAAGAAUUGAACCUCUUGAUUGAAAACCCCGGCUAUGGGGCUUCUCUGAAUAUCAUCCCUCUUGAUUACUUUUUUACAUGCAGUAUAUAUAUAUUCCCUUCUGUACCAUUCGACUGAUUUAUUAUGCCUUUUCUGUAUGUUAAGAUAACAAAUAAAGAUAUUCUCAACUGA
This is a messenger RNA of Lytechinus pictus (painted urchin), 6430 nucleotides long. Its product is annotated as derlin-1-like. Lineage: Eukaryota; Metazoa; Echinodermata; Echinoidea; Temnopleuroida; Toxopneustidae. Gene Ontology annotation, cellular component: Hrd1p ubiquitin ligase ERAD-L complex; endoplasmic reticulum membrane. The transcript is spliced from 7 exons. Gene Ontology annotation, molecular function: misfolded protein binding; ubiquitin-specific protease binding. Bases 503 to 1270 code for a protein of 255 amino acids. Gene Ontology annotation, biological process: endoplasmic reticulum unfolded protein response. The record is from RefSeq and is a predicted model, not a curated record.